AGGAAUAAGGCAAAAAGAAUAUUCGGAUUUGGAAAGUGUAAUCGCAGAAACUGAUGUACUCUAUAUGACACGAAUUCAGCGCGAGCGAUUUACAGAUCAAAUCGAAUAUGAACGGGUUAAGGAUUCCUAUAUAAUAAAUAACGCUACACUGAGUCGUUCUAAACCAAACAUGAUUGUAAUGCAUCCAUUUCCGAGAGUAAAUGAAAUCGACCCAGAAGUAGACUUUGACGAUCGUGCUGUUUACUUCCGACAGAUGAAGUAUGGAAUGUUUGUCAGGAUGGCAUUAUUAGCUAUGUAUAUUUUUGUUUUAUGUCAUAUAAGCAUUCAAAGCCAUAUGAAUGCCUUGUUUGAUAUUAUCAGGGCACCUAACAAGUAUUUUGGAUUAAAGGCAAUAAAGCCAAUAAAAGAAGGAUCAUUCAUUGUAGAACCAAUUGAGACUCCUGUAGAAAUAAAUAAUUUAGAAUUUCACAUGGAUAAAUACAUGAGUGAAGGAUUGUGGCGAACCUAUUUUCCACCAUCAGAUACAAGCGAGAUAAAUAAUGCGGCAAAAAAAGGAAGACUUUCUCGUUUCAUUGCGCAUUCUCGUAAUCCCAAUUGUCAUGAGCAAGAAUGGCUAGUAGGAAAUCAGACCAGGACUGGUAUAUUUGCUAGUCGUGAUAUCUCGGAUGGCGAUGAAUUAACAAUUGAUUAUACUGAAUCAUCAAUGGGAUAUGGAAAGCCACGUAAAGUUAAAGAGCAAAAUGGCUCAGAUGUAACUCCUGAGGAAGUCCGCCCACUUGAAGAUAACCAAGGAAUUUUUAAUUAUAUUGGGCGUAUGUUGCAAGCUGUCUACAGGCCAGAUUUGGCAACUCAAGUGCUUCACAAUUUAGAAAUAACUACAGAUGAAAAUGUUUUGAGAAAAUUCUUAAACCUCGAUGGAUUAAAAAUAUUAAGUUUGUGGUUUCAUGAACAUUCUGAGCCUAAACUCAUAGAACGGAUCAUUUCUGUUUUGGAAAAAUUGCCAUUACAAUACAACGAUCUUGACAUCAUGACUGAGAUCAAAGGAAGUCUUAAGAUGAUAAAAAUAAACGAUGAUGGACUUCAUGAUCGUGUUACAAGGUUGUUAGAAAAAUGGCGUAAGCUUCAUGCUCCGUCUAAGAGUACCACGGCUAAUAAUUCUUUGAAAAGUUCAAUUUCAUCUGAUCGGGAUAAACAAACAAGUCACUCAUCGAAAAAGAGUGAUAAAGUGAAAACAAUGGAAACAUGUUCUGAAAAGAAACAAAAAACGCCUGAACCCAGUAGUACACUUGGAUGCAUAUCCUUAUUGCCUGCGAAUACAUCUUCCUCGCAACUAUGUAAUGAAGAACCUGGUUCUUCACAUGUUGCUAAUGCUAAUAUGAAAACUAAUAAUGUUGAAUCAAUUGAUGAUACGCUGAUACAGCCGCCGUCUAUUACUGCAUCGGAUGAAAAUUCGUUUACUCGUACAUUUAAUAAAGAUAAAUUCCGUGAUGAGUUUGCUGCGGCAGUAGUUGAGUACUCUGAGCGAUUCAAGAGUCAAAUUGAGGAACGCACUCUGACCAAACAUGUUAAUAAGUGUAUCGAACUUUGCUUUGGCAAAGAAAUGCGCUUAGCAGAAGUGGAAAGUGUUACGUCAGGGAAUACUCCUUCACAAAUAUCUCUAUCUAUUGUAGAGACGAUAUCAGGUGGUGUGGAAACAGUAGGACUCGAAUAG
This is a messenger RNA of Dentiscutata heterogama, 1711 nucleotides long. The record is from the annotation of a GenBank genome assembly. Lineage: Eukaryota; Fungi; Glomeromycota; Glomeromycetes; Diversisporales; Gigasporaceae.